AAUAGUGAGUAUAACUUAUCACACAUAGCUAACAAUGACUAGUGGAAACCACAUAUUACUAACAAAGGAUCAAGUGGGACCUACACUCUUGCUUAUAACCACACAACCAUAUGACUAAACCAUCCAUUCAUUUCCACUUCCUGAGAAGGGAAAAAUCAGAAAACAAGCUCUCUCCACUUCUCUCUCCCUCACGUUCUACCACCACCACCACCAAAAGCUCUAUCUUCAUCUCCAACCACCUAUUCACAUCAGAAAUUUAGCAUGCAAUUGAGGAAUCAGCUUCAUAAGUACUGCAUUAACCAAGAUAAAGUCUCAAACACUACCCCUUUCACCUUCCUCUCAAUUGUAACUCGCCCAAAUCUCCACCAAACAUGUUAGUAAUGCACUAAUUCCUUGAUUCUAGACCUGCGCACCUCUAUUCGGAACUUGUAGCAGCAAUGGGUAGUCCUAAAACACAAGAAUUGAUGAAAACAAUGAAGGAUUAGAGAGGGACUGUUAUCGCAGGUUUGCCUAGCGAAUCGGGCUUCUCGCUUAGCGAGGAGCAGCAGAACAACUUGCUUCUGCAUGUUGCUGUUUCCAUUUCUGCCCAGCCACUCUUGAUUAUCGGUAAGAAAACUCAGAGCUUUGUUCCUUUCCUUAAAAGAAUCUGUACAUUCUUUGAUGUUAGAAAUUAUCAUUAAUUCCAUUCUUGGUAAUUACAUGUGGUUUAUGUGGAGAAAGAGGCUUGGUUAAAUAAUUGGAGCUAAGCAUGGAUUUAAAAGUGGAAAUCAGAACCACUAUAGAGGAAAAUGGAAGCUUAAGAGCAAGAUUCAAGGUCUGGGUUUGGAAGAAGCAACCAAAUUGAAGGGAUUGAUAAUCAAGGUACAUGAAUCGGGACGAAUUUCCCUACAGUUUGAGUAUCCCUUUCAUAGGUUUUGGUUUGGUAAUGAGGUCUGGAGAUGCGUUUAAAGAUGGGGUCUGAUGCUGUGAUUUUUGGCUGCGGGUUUCUACGUGUUUAAGUCACACGAACUGAUGCAUAAGUGUGGAAUCUCGAAUUCACUCAAGGAUUUUCAUCUACGGAUUGAGAUGCGAGCAAGAUUAUCUGGAGGACACUUUAGGAUGAUUAACGAGAAGCUAUACACUUGCACUGGGAAGGAGGCGCUUCAUUAUUUCCGUGAAGAUUCAUCUCUAUUUAACUUGUAUCAUGCAGGAUACAAAACACAAAUGUCUAAUUGGCCAGAACAGCCAGUUAAUGUAAUUAUUAAGUGGCUGAAAAAACAGAGUCCUUCUUUUGUUGUUGCUGAUUUUGGCUGUGGGGAAGCGCUCAUUUCCAAAAGCUUGAAGAAUACCGUCUUCUCUCUAGACCUUGUCUCCAACAAUCCUGUUGUAAUUGCUUGUGAUAUGGCAACUACUCCACUAAAUUCCUCAGCUGUUGAUGUUGCUGUGUUCUGUCUUUCAUUGAUGGGAACCAACUAUCAAACUUACCUUGAAGAAGCAUACAGGGUGCUUAAGCCAGGCGGCUGGCUCUUGAUAGCUGAAGUGAAGAGCAGGUUUGAUCCAAAUAAUGGAGGAGCAGACCCCGAGAAGUUUUCAAAGGCUAUUUCUGAGUUAGGAUUUAACUAUGUGAAAAGGGACGUAUCAAAUAAAAUGUUUAUUUUGUUUUACUUCACGAAAAAGGUAAAGCAAAAUUCUAAAGGGAAGGAAAUUGAAUGGCCAUCACUUAAACCUUGUUUGUACAAGCGUCGUUGAGACUAUGAUCAUUAUUUUAGUUUAGAUUUUUAUACACUAUUGUUAUAUGGACGAAAGUCAAUCAGAUUUCUUGUUAGCAUGGCUAGUGAAUCACAAAAGCUCUUGCACUAUUUACAUUCAA
Messenger RNA from Trifolium pratense (red clover), 1849 nucleotides. Its product is annotated as ribosomal RNA-processing protein 8-like. The transcript has 10 exons. Gene Ontology annotation, cellular component: nucleolus. Bases 1012 to 1728 code for a protein of 238 amino acids. Lineage: Eukaryota; Viridiplantae; Streptophyta; Magnoliopsida; Fabales; Fabaceae. The record is from RefSeq and is a predicted model, not a curated record. Gene Ontology annotation, molecular function: methyltransferase activity.